AUGUCAACCAAAAUUUACCUCAUCACAGGCGCCAACAGAGGUCUCGGUCUCGAGUUCGUCCGACAAAUAUCAUCAGAAUCCUCUCAAAACACAAUCCUCGCGUGCGUCCGCUCCAUGCAAGGCGAGCUAGACGACCUAAAAACACUCGCAAAGCAGAACUCCCAAAUCCAAAUUCUCGAAUGUGACACAGGCUCCGUCGAGUCUGUCGUAAAAUGUGGACAGGAAGUCUCCAAACUCCUUGGUAAUGGUCAACUGCAUUACCUUAUCAAUAAUGCCGGUAUCAACAGUGUCCCUGCACGCACAGCUCUAGACGUGACUCCUGAGGAACUUCGGCAGCAUUUUGAGAUUAAUGUUGUUGGGCCGAAUGAGCUUGUAAAGGCUGUUCAGGGCCAUCUGCGGGAGGGGAGUACAGUGUUAAAUAUGACUAGUGGUCUAGCGAGCAUUGGACUUAGUAUGGUGAAGUGUACUGCUUAUGCUGUUAGCAAGACUGCGAUGAAUAUGGUUAAUGCGCAUCAGGCGCAUGCCUUGAAAGAGAAAGGUGUCAGGGUGAUAGUAAUGGAUCCUGGAUGGGUUAAGACAAGGAUGGGUGGUGAUGGUGCGAUUCUUGAGCCACACGAGAGUAUUUCAGGUACUGCGAGAUGA
Messenger RNA from Lithohypha guttulata, 642 nucleotides. RefSeq lists its product as uncharacterized. The transcript is spliced from 2 exons. The record is from RefSeq and is a predicted model, not a curated record. Lineage: Eukaryota; Fungi; Ascomycota; Eurotiomycetes; Chaetothyriales; Trichomeriaceae. Bases 1 to 642 code for a protein of 213 amino acids. Gene Ontology annotation, molecular function: oxidoreductase activity, acting on the CH-OH group of donors, NAD or NADP as acceptor.